This is a messenger RNA of Otolemur garnettii (small-eared galago), 513 nucleotides long. Its product is annotated as elongation factor 1-alpha 1-like. Gene Ontology annotation, molecular function: GTP binding; GTPase activity; translation elongation factor activity. Gene Ontology annotation, biological process: translation; translational elongation. The coding region runs from base 64 to 513 and encodes 149 amino acids. Lineage: Eukaryota; Metazoa; Chordata; Mammalia; Primates; Galagidae. The transcript has 2 exons. The record is from RefSeq and is a predicted model, not a curated record.
UUUUUUCGCAACGGGUUUGCCGCCAGAACACAGGUGUUGUGAAAACCGCCCAUACAAUCCAAAAUGGGGAAGGAAAAGACUCAUAUCAACAUCGUCGUCAUUGGACACGUAGAUUCGGGCAAGUCCACCACUACCGGACAUCUGAUCUACAAAUGUGGUGGCAUUGACAAGAGAACCAUUGAAAAAUUUGAGAAGGAGGCAGCUGAGAUGGGAAAGGGCUCCUUCAAGCAUGCCUGGGUCUUGGAUAAACUGAAGGCUGAGCGUGAGCGUGGUAUCACCAUUGACAUCUCCCUGUGGAAAUUUGAGACCAGCAAAUACUAUGUGACUAUCAUUGAUGCCCCAGGACACAGAGACUUUAUCAAAAACAUGAUUACAGGCACAUCUCAGGCUGAUUGGGAAAAAGAGAACCCAGCCAUACCGUCCAAGGAGAUCUUAACUGGAGUCAAAGCUCAGGGAGCACUGAGAGGACAUGGUAAGCUGGAUACAGCGUAUGAUCCAGAGCAAGGAUUCUGA